This is a messenger RNA of Pipistrellus nathusii (Nathusius's pipistrelle), 1362 nucleotides long. The record is from the annotation of a GenBank genome assembly. Lineage: Eukaryota; Metazoa; Chordata; Mammalia; Chiroptera; Vespertilionidae.
AUGGACUGGAAGGAAGUCCUUCGCCGGCGGCUGGCGACGCCCAGCAACGGCCCCAGCAAAAAAAAAAGUGAACAAGAAUUAAAAGAUGAAGAAAUGGAUUUAUUUACCAAAUACUACUCUAAAUGGAAAGGAGGUAGAAAAAACACAAAUGAAUUCUAUAAGACCAUUCCCCGGUUUUAUUAUAGGCUGCCAGCUGAAGAUGAAGUCUUACUGCAGAAAUUAAGAGAGGAAUCCAGAGCUGUCUUUCUGCAAAGGAAAAGCAGAGAACUGUUAGAUAAUGAAGAAUUACAGAACUUAUGGUUUUUGCUGGACAAGCACCAGACACCACCUAUGAUUGGAGAGGAAGCAAUGAUUAAUUAUGAAAAUUUUUUGAAAGUUGGUGAGAAAGCUGGACCAAAGUGCAAGCAAUUUUUCACAGCGAAAGUCUUUGCUAAACUCCUUCAUACAGAUUCUUAUGGAAGAAUUUCCAUCAUGCAGUUCUUUAAUUACGUCAUGAGAAAAGUUUGGCUUCAUCAAACAAGAAUAGGACUCAGUUUAUAUGAUGUUGCAGGACAAGGAUAUCUCCGAGAAUCCGAUUUAGAAAACUACAUAUUGGAACUUAUCCCUACUUUGCCACAAUUAGAUGGGCUGGAAAAAUCUUUUUAUUCCUUUUAUGUUUGUACAGCUGUUAGGAAAUUCUUUUUCUUUUUGGACCCUCUAAGAACAGGGAAGAUAAAAAUUCAAGAUAUUUUAGCAUGCAGCUUCCUAGAUGAUUUAUUGGAGUUAAGGGAUGAGGAACUGUCCAAGGAGAGUCAAGAAACAAAUUGGUUUUCUGCUCCUUCUGCCUUAAGGGUAUAUGGCCAGUAUUUGAAUCUUGAUAAGGAUCACAAUGGCAUGCUCAGUAAAGAAGAACUCUCCCGUUAUGGAACAGCAACCAUGACCAAUGUCUUCUUAGACCGUGUUUUCCAGGAGUGUCUCACUUAUGAUGGAGAAAUGGACUAUAAGACCUACCUGGACUUCGUUCUUGCAUUAGAAAACCGAAAAGAACCUGCAGCUCUGCAGUACAUUUUCAAAUUGCUUGAUAUCGAGAACAAAGGAUAUCUGAAUGUCUUUUCUCUUAAUUACUUCUUUAGGGCCAUACAGGAACUAAUGAAAAUCCAUGGACAAGAUCCUGUUUCAUUUCAAGAUGUGAAGGAUGAAAUCUUUGACAUGGUAAAACCAAAGGAUCCUUUGAAAAUCUCGCUUCAGGAUUUAAUCAACAGUAAUCAAGGAGACACAGUCACCACCAUUCUAAUCGAUCUGAAUGGCUUCUGGACUUAUGAGAACAGAGAAGCCCUUGUUGCAAAUGACAAUGAGAACUCUGCAGACCUUGAUGAUACAUGA